This is a messenger RNA of Drosophila elegans, 1404 nucleotides long. RefSeq names its product putative odorant receptor 85e (gene Or85e). The transcript has 3 exons. Bases 1 to 1404 code for a protein of 467 amino acids. The record is from RefSeq and is a predicted model, not a curated record. Gene Ontology annotation, cellular component: plasma membrane. Lineage: Eukaryota; Metazoa; Arthropoda; Insecta; Diptera; Drosophilidae. Gene Ontology annotation, biological process: detection of chemical stimulus involved in sensory perception of smell; sensory perception of smell. Gene Ontology annotation, molecular function: olfactory receptor activity; odorant binding.
AUGGCCAGUCUUCAGUUCCACGGCAACGUUGAUGCGGACAUCAGGUAUGAGAUUGGUCUGGAUCCGGCCAGGGAAUCGAACUUGUUCCGCCUGCUGAUGGGCCUGCAGUUGGCGAUGGGCAUGAAGCCAUCUCCGCGGUUACCAAAAUGGUGGCCCAAAUGGCUGAAACUGGUCGGCAAUGUCUUGGCCAAAGCCUAUUGUGCCAUUGUGAUUUUCACCUCGCUGCAUUUGGGAGUGCUGUUCACGAAAACCACACUGGAUGUGCUGCCGACGGGCGAGCUGCAGGCCAUUACCGAUGCCCUCACCAUGACAAUAAUAUAUUUUUUCACGGGCUACGGGACAAUCUACUGGUGUGUGCGCUCCCGAAGACUUUUGGCCUACAUGGAGCACAUCAGCCGUGACUAUCGCCACCAUUCGCUGGCCGGGGUGACCUUUGUCAGCAGCCAUGCGUCCUUUACGAAGUCCCGGAACUUCACGACCGUGUGGAUAAUGGCCUGCCUGCUGGGCGUGAUCUCCUGGGGCGUUUCGCCCCUCAUACUGGGCAUUCGGAUGCUGCCGCUCCAGUGUUGGUAUCCCUUCGACGCCCUGGCCCCCGUCACAUAUUCGGCGGUGUAUGCCACUCAGCUUUUUGGACAGAUUCUUGUGGGCGUGACCUAUGGCUUUGGGGGAUCGCUGUUCGUCACCCUCAGCCUGCUGCUGCUCGGCCAAUUCGAUGUGCUCUACUGCAGCCUGAAGAACCUGGAUGCCCACGCCAAGUUGCUGGCCGGGGAGUCUGUAAAUAGCCUCAGUAUGCUUCAAAAUGAGCUGCUGCUGGAGGACUCGAGCAGGGAACUAAAUCAGUAUGCCGUGCUCCAGGAACACCCCACCGACUUGCUGCUGAUGUGUUCGAGACGUAAAUGUCCUGAGCGGGGGAAUGUGUUCCACAGUGCCCUGGUGGAGUGCGUCCGCCUGCACCGCUUCAUACUGCACUGUGCCGUGGAGCUGGAGAACCUGUUUAGCCCGUAUUGCUUGGUGAAAUCCCUGCAGAUCACCUUCCAGCUCUGCCUGCUGGUCUUUGUGGGCGUGUCGGGGACCCGAGAGGUCCUGCGAAUAGUCAACCAGCUGCAGUACCUGGGACUGACCCUUUUCGAGCUGCUGAUGUUCACUUAUUGCGGCGAAUUGCUGAGUCGACAUAGCGUUCGAUCUGGGGACGCCUUCUGGCGGGGAUCGUGGUGGAAGCACGCCCAUUUAAUCCGCCAGGACAUCCUCAUCUUCCUGGUCAACAGUCGACGGGCCGUACACGUGUCCGCUGGAAAAUUUUAUGUGAUGGAUGUGAACCGUCUGCGAUCGGUUAUAACGCAGGCCUUCAGCUUCUUGACUUUGCUGCAAAAGCUGGCUGCCAAGAAGGCAGAUCCGAAUCUCUAA